AUGCCGUGCGCUCGUCAGCCGAUUACAAGGGACGCUAAUGAGGUUAUAUUGUGCAGACAGACAUUUAUCCGUCGAGUCUCGCUCUUUCUCCCCGCUCCACCGCUUUCCAGCGUAGCUUGCGUGCCCUGCGCCUCUCUGCUUCGCCCCUCGUCACCUCCCCCGCACGGUUGUUCUGUGGCUGGUUGGCAUCGGAUCGGGCUCGGUUGGCUGGACGGGUAUUGCCGGUGCCGGUGCUGCUGGCUGCAAGUCCUGUUGUUCGUCCCGCCGCUGCAGCGAGAGCUUAAAUAG
Molecule: messenger RNA, 288 nt
Organism: Macrosiphum euphorbiae (potato aphid)
Lineage: Eukaryota; Metazoa; Arthropoda; Insecta; Hemiptera; Aphididae
Source: the annotation of a GenBank genome assembly